AUGCCUCGAGGAACCCAGCAAGCCGGCCAGCCAGGCGACUUCGGUGGGAUCCGUUCCGAACAGCCUCAGGACAUACGGGGUGGGAUUCGCUCCAAGCUGAAGAAGGACGAGGAAGGCAUAAAGGAUUACCUCAAAGAAGACGAGGAGAUUGAGCAAGAGGGCGGGACAUAUGGAGGUUUGAUGUGA
This is a messenger RNA of Aspergillus versicolor CBS 583.65, 186 nucleotides long. RefSeq lists its product as uncharacterized. Bases 1 to 186 code for a protein of 61 amino acids. The record is from RefSeq and is a predicted model, not a curated record. The transcript is spliced from 2 exons. Lineage: Eukaryota; Fungi; Ascomycota; Eurotiomycetes; Eurotiales; Aspergillaceae.